AUCUCAGGAUUGCAUGUAUCUCCAAUACUGUAAAGUGUGUCAGUCUUACAAGGCACCACGUUCACACCACUGUCGAAAGUGUAACAGAUGUGUCAUGAAAAUGGAUCACCAUUGUCCUUGGAUCAACAACUGUUGCGGAUAUCAGAAUCAUGCAUCUUUCACUCUGUUUCUCCUCUUAGCUCCACUAGGAUGCAUUCACGCUUCUUUCAUAUUUGUUAUGACUAUGUACACUCAGCUUUACAACAGAAUAUCUUUUGGGUGGAGUUCUGUAAAGAUUGACAUGAGUGCAGCCAAGAGAGAUCCUCGACCCAUUAUUCCCUUUGGGCUUUCUGCAUUUGCUGCAUCUUUAUUUGCCUUAGGACUGGCAUUAGGAACAACUAUUGCUGUUGGUAUGCUGUUUAUUAUCCAGAUGAAAGUAAUUUUGACAAAUAAAACUUCAAUCGAGUCCUGGAUUGAAGAAAAGGCCAAAGACAGAAUCCAGUACUACCAAACGGGUGAGACCUUUAUUUUCCCUUAUGACAUGGGAAGUAAAUGGAAGAACUUCAAGCAAGUGUUUACAUGGUCUGGGAUUCCUGAGGGAGAUGGCCUGGACUGGCCAGUAAGAGAUGGCUGUCAUCAAUACAGUUUGACGAUAGAGCAACUGAAACAGAAAGCAGACAAGCGAAUAAGAAGUGUGCGGUAUCGAGCAGUAGAAGAUUACAGUGGUGUCUGCUGCCCUGUGACUAAAGGUGUUAAAACAUUCUUCACAACACCGUGCACUGAAGAACCUAGAAUUGCACUGAGUAAAGGGGAUCUGAUUUUAGCCACAAGAGGCUUAAAACACUGGAUGUAUGGUGAGAAGAUUCUCGACUCAGCUGCUGAUGGUGGAAUAAGAGAACGAGGCUGGUUCCCUAGGAAAUGUGUGGAAAAAUGCCAAUAUGACUCUGAAACGGAUCAACCAGUGGAUGGAGAGAAGAAAAACAGAUAGCCUUCUAAUUUUUUAAAUAAGAAAUGGAAUUUUUACUUCAAACCACAAUCCUUUACUUGAAAUUUUCUGUAUAUUACUUUAGACUUAUGCAAUGAAUAUGUUAGGACAAGGUUUUCUCUUCCUCGCAGCUGAAAGAGUUGGAUCGUGCCAUGGUUUGCAUACUUUUUUAACAAUAAAUAACCGAAGAAGCCAUUCAGUGGAUUGCCUUCAAGAUGCAUCUUUUUCAUCACUUCAGGUUUUUUUUCUUUUUCCUGUCUAAAUUGCAUUCUGAGGGUUCAUAUUUUAGGGUUUUUUCCUCAACCGCAUCUGGUUGUGAUGCGUGCUGCUUAUCUUUUGUAUUUUACUUUCUCUGAAGCUGCCCCUGAAAACUAUAAAAUAAACAUCUGAUUCAAAUUCAAGAUAAGAUUUGUUACCUGUGACUUUUAAUGAUGUGAAUUGUCCACCUCAAAUAAAUGAUACAUUCAUAUUC
This is a messenger RNA of Charadrius vociferus (killdeer), 1436 nucleotides long. It is a transcript of the gene ZDHHC6, whose product is annotated as zinc finger, DHHC-type containing 6. Gene Ontology annotation, biological process: protein palmitoylation. Gene Ontology annotation, cellular component: Golgi apparatus. The record is from RefSeq and is a predicted model, not a curated record. The coding region runs from base 14 to 967 and encodes 317 amino acids. Gene Ontology annotation, molecular function: protein binding; palmitoyltransferase activity. Lineage: Eukaryota; Metazoa; Chordata; Aves; Charadriiformes; Charadriidae. The transcript is spliced from 9 exons.